UAAUGAUCCCGAUUUUACUACUGAUGGACUUCUUGGAGAUGCAACUUCUGAUGAAGAUUUUGAUGAUGUUCCUGGAACAAGUGGGCUAGGCCUAUCAGACACUCCCAAUAGACCAAGUACAAUUGAAACUAGUAGUCAUGAAAAUAUACUUCAUCAUGAAUCUAGCUCUGAAGAUGAAGCCAUGGAAGAAAGCCCUAGGCCUAGAGCCAUCCGUGGAAGGCCAUUGGGGCACAGUACAGCUAGGCCAACUGUUCGAAGAACUCAGGCUAGACCUACAAAUACAUAUAACUGGACUGACAAUGAUGUGACUCCAAACAUUCCUGUGUUUGUUGGGCAAGGUAAACUGCAGACAGGUACAGUUCUGGAAGAAGGAUGUUCAGUAAGUGACACAUUUUCUCAUUUCAUUGACAAUGAUAUAAUAACCCUAUUGAAACAUCAAACAAAUCUAUACGCCUCUCAAAAAAAUAAGACAAUUGAGGGCAAAACAGGCACUUUCACCUUCUUGUAG
Molecule: messenger RNA, 508 nt
Organism: Homalodisca vitripennis (glassy-winged sharpshooter)
Lineage: Eukaryota; Metazoa; Arthropoda; Insecta; Hemiptera; Cicadellidae
Exons: 3
Coding region: 182-508 (108 amino acids)
Source: RefSeq, a predicted model, not a curated record